Molecule: messenger RNA, 1086 nt
Organism: Penicillium daleae
Lineage: Eukaryota; Fungi; Ascomycota; Eurotiomycetes; Eurotiales; Aspergillaceae
Exons: 1
Coding region: 1-1086 (361 amino acids)
Source: RefSeq, a predicted model, not a curated record
AUGGAGUCUCAAUGGCCAGAGCCCUCAUUUGAAAGUAGCGAAUUCAAAGAUGUCUUCCAAUUUGCGCAAACAUUUGAAUUACACUGCGUGAAAGUCUACGAUUAUGCCUCGAUGUAUCCAGACGAAGCCGCCUCGGCGACGUACGUGAUGGACCUUGUCUCACAGGCCUACAGAGCAGUGCGCAGCUUGCAUAUGCAGAAAAUGGCGAACCGGUAUCUGGACCAGGACGCAGCAACUGCGUCGCUUCAGAGCAAGGCCAAGGAGUAUCGUCUGAGGCAGCAAUUACUACCUUCCGGUCAUACUGAGGCAGUCGCAUUAGCCGAGGUUUCUGUCGAAAAACAAAUUGAAGAUACCGUCAGAAAAGAUAUCGAGAACUUCUUCAGCGGUGAUCUCGAAGAUGACUCGGACGACUCCGACUGGAGUGAAUACUCUGAAGAGGACACAGACGACGAAUACUAUGAAUACAACGAGGAUUCUGAGUCGGAAGAAGAAGAUAUCAGAGGCAUGCGACGAACGCAAAGAGUGAGGACUAUUCAAGAAGUCCCAGAGGACGAUCUACCGGAAAUGAAUCAAUCACCACCGAUCAAUCUUGCAACAUCGAAUAGUGCAGACAACAGAACCGAGGACGCCACGUUCACACCCCCGAUCAUGUCUCCAGAGGAACAAGCCACCCAUGAUCGCAUCACGGCUGCUCUUCAGCGAAUCUCGGCGAAAUUUGAGGAGGCAGAUCCCGUGCCGCUGGCGCGCGUGCAGACUCGCACAAAAUUCCCAUUGCAACAGACUCCACCUGCAACGGACGAUUCUCAAAGUGAAGCAACCACAAUACGGCCAGAUUCGAACCGUGAUCCAUUGUCACCUCCGCAGACUGCGACUGAAAGCGGAUCCUCAGCACCCGGAACGACCCAUGUCGCACCCGUGGCUCUAGCGAUAGAGCCAAAGGCCAGCCUUGAUGGGGCUGGAGUGCAAGUUGCACAAGGUAGCCUCAGCCGGCGAGCGUCUGUCGCUGUACUUCCUCGGCGAAUCAAGACCGUUUGCCAUCGAUAUGUCCGCAGAGCCAUGUUGCCCAUCCGUGGAAGGGCCCAUUGA